AUGGAGUCGGAAACGGAGUCGGAAACGGAGUCGGAAACGGAGUCGGAAACGGAGUCGGAAACGGAGUCGGAAACGGAGUCGGAAACGGAGUCGGAAACGGAGUCGGAAACGGAGUCGGAAACGGAGUCGGAAACGGAGUCGGAAACGGAGUCGGAAACGGAGUCGGAAACGGAGUCGGAAACGGAGUCGGAAACGGAGUCGGAAACGGAGUCGGAAACGGAGUCGGAAACGGAGUCGGAAACGGAGUCGGAAACGGAGUCGGAAACGGAGUCGGAAACGGAGUCGGAAACGGAGUCGGAAACGGAGUCGGAAACGGAGUCGGAAACGGAGUCGGAAACGGAGUCGGAAACGGAGUCGGAAACGGAGUCGGAAACCGGAGUCGGAAACGGAGUCGGAAACGGAGUCAGAAACGGAGCCGGAAUCGGAGUUGAAAACGGAGUCGGAAACGGAGUCGGAAACGGAGUCUCGGAAACGGAGUCGAAAAUUGAGUCGAAAACGGAGUUGGAAACUGAGUUGGAAACGGAGUUGGAAACGGAGUUGGAAACGGAGUUGGAAACGGAGUUGGAAACGGAGUUGGAAACGGAGUUGGAAACGGAGUUGGAAACGGAGUUGGAAACGGAGUUGGAAACGGAGUUGGAAACGGAGUUGGAAACGGAGUUGGAAACGGAGUUGGAAACGGAGUUGGAAACGGAGUUGGAAACGGAGUUGGAAACGGAGUUGGAAACGGAGUCAUAA
Messenger RNA from Ochlerotatus camptorhynchus, 735 nucleotides. Its product is annotated as germ cell nuclear acidic protein-like. The record is from RefSeq and is a predicted model, not a curated record. The coding region runs from base 1 to 735 and encodes 244 amino acids. NCBI's taxonomy places the organism in Eukaryota, Metazoa, Arthropoda, Insecta, Diptera, Culicidae. The transcript has 2 exons.